Molecule: messenger RNA, 1506 nt
Organism: Thyridium curvatum
Lineage: Eukaryota; Fungi; Ascomycota; Sordariomycetes; Thyridiales; Thyridiaceae
Exons: 7
Coding region: 1-1506 (501 amino acids)
Source: RefSeq, a predicted model, not a curated record
AUGCUCACCCAUUGCUCAGACGCGGUAGCCUACGGGCUCUUGCUCUUGAGCAGCUUUCAAGCAGCCUCCGCUGAUGCACCACUUCAGGUUCAGACCAGCAGUGGCUCCCUGACAGGCUUCAUCAAUUGCACCGCUCCGAGUGUCCGCCAAUUCCUUGGUGUUCCCUUCGCCUUACCACCUACGGGAAAGCUGCGCUUCGAGCCCCCUGUCAAAGUGACCGACAAUGGGCCUCUUCAGGUCAAGGCCUUCAAGCCUUCAUGUAUGCAGUCUGUCAGUGGGCCGGUCAACACGUCCGACCCGAACACAGACGUGUAUGCCAUCAUGCCGCAGUUCGGAAUCAAUGGCGGCAUCAGCGAGGACUGUCUGUAUCUGAAUGUGUACGCGCCGCUCAACCCGACUACGCCGAGCCUCCCGGUCAUUGUCUGGCCCGUACCUUUGUUUCAGAUCUACGGUGGUGGGUUCACCAACGGUGGUGCCAAUGUGCUCUAUCAGAUACCGGAUAAAUGGGUGCAGAGGACGCAGGGGCAUGUGGUUGUGACUAUGAACUAUCGGCUGGGCGUUUUUGGGUAUCCCAGUGCUCCGGGCCAAAUGAAGAACGUCGGGUUGAUGGACCAGCGAAUGGUCGUUGAAUGGGUUCGGGAUAAUAUUGCUGCAUUUGGAGGCGACCCAGCCCGCAUUUCCCUCAUGGGCCAGUCCGCUGGCUCCGCCUCCGUCAACUUCUACGCCUACUCAUACGUGGACGAUCCUAUUGUGGCUGGCUUCAUCGGUCACUCUGGAGCUGCCAGCAUCCUCACAUCUACUGACGCGUCCGGCUCCAACUUUAACACACUCGCUGACUCUGUGGGCUGUGGCAAGCUCAGCGCGGCCGCUGAAUUGCAGUGCAUGCAGAAUGUUGACGCUGCGAAACUACAGGCAGCAGCAGAGAGCAACCGCUCCCGGAGCUUCUUUCCGUAUGCUGACAACAUCACGGCUCCUGCCAAUCCGGCGGAUCGACUCGCCAAAGGGUUGGUCGCGAAAAAGCCCUUUCUGAUGGGCAAUACGGACAACGAAGGCGGUGGAUUGAGCACGAUCGGAGGGAUGACCCCGGAGGCGCGGCGGUUUGGGCUUUCGGGCCUGGCUUGUCCUGUGAUAGACGAGGCAAACCAACGUUUUCAGCACGGUUAUGUUACAUACCGCUAUCUAUACGCGGGGAAUUUCUCAAACAUAUCCCCGCUCCCGUGGAUUGGAGCUUGUCACAGCUGCGAUUUACCGCUUGCCUUCGGAACGCACUAUGAAUACGACAACACGCAUACUGGACUGAAGUCAACAGAUCUCGAGUGGGGAACGAGUUUCGCCAUGGAAGGUAUGCUAAAGUCUCCCACUCAGACUGGGUCUGUUGCUGCACAUUGUGUUGACGUGAAUAUGCAGGUCUCUGGCUCUCGUUCGCCUCCAACCCGAACGAAAGUCCGAGGUAUAAGGAUUACACCUGGCCGCAAUACAACCCGAACACGACAAGCAUUGCGUUGA